Messenger RNA from Octodon degus (degu), 2713 nucleotides. Its product is annotated as RNA-binding protein 45. Gene Ontology annotation, molecular function: RNA binding. The record is from RefSeq and is a predicted model, not a curated record. Gene Ontology annotation, cellular component: ribonucleoprotein complex. Bases 93 to 1532 code for a protein of 479 amino acids. NCBI's taxonomy places the organism in Eukaryota, Metazoa, Chordata, Mammalia, Rodentia, Octodontidae. The transcript is spliced from 11 exons.
GAGCGGCGGACCGGCGAGGAGGCGGAGACCGGGGCCGAGGCUGCGAGGGCGGCGAGGGCUGGGUCCCGGCGCCCGCGCCGAGGUGCGGCACGAUGGAAGAGGCCGGCAGCUCUGCGGGCGGCGGCGUCAGUGGCUUCCGCCCGGGCGUGGACAGCCUGGACGAGCCGCCCAACAGCCGCAUCUUCCUGGUCAUCAGCAAGUACACGCCCGAGGCGGUGCUGCGGGAGCGCUUCUCCCGCUUCGGCGAGAUCCAGGACAUCUGGGUGGUGCGGGACAAGCACACCAAGGAGUCCAAGGGCAUCGCCUUCAUCAAGUUCGCGCGCAGCUCGCAGGCCUGCAGGGCGAUGGAGGAGAUGCACGGACAGUGCCUGGAGCCCAACAACACCAAGCCCAUCAAGGUAUUCAUUGCUCAGUCCAGAUCAUCUGGAAGUCACCGAGAUGUUGAAGAUGAAGAGCUUACAAGAAUCUUUGUUAUGAUACCAAAGUCCUACACAGAAGAAGAUCUACGGGAAAAAUUUAAGGUGUAUGGAGAUAUCGAGUAUUGCAGCAUUAUUAAGAAUAAAGUCACUGGAGAAAGUAAAGGUUUGGGUUACGUACGAUAUUUAAAACCAUCACAAGCUGCCCAAGCAAUAGAAAACUGUGAUCGAAGUUUUAGAGCAAUCUUGGCUGAACCAAAAAACAAACCACCUGAAUCCUCAGAACAGGAUUAUUACAGUAAUAUGAGGCAGGAGGCUUUGGGCCAUGAACCUAGAGUAAAUAUGUUUCCAUUUGUUGGAGAUCAACAAUCAGAAUUCCCAAAUUUUGACAAGAAUGAUAGCAGAGGCCAGGAAUCUAUCUCCAAACGCCUAUCAGUUGUAUCAAGAGUUCCUUUCACUGAGGAGCAGCUCUUCAGCAUUUUUGAUAUAGUACCAGGAUUGGAGUAUUGUGAAGUUCAACGAGAUCCCUAUUCAAAUUACGGUCAUGGAGUGGUUCAGUAUUUUAAUGUAGCAUCGGCUAUUUAUGCAAAGUACAAGUUACAUGGAUUUCAGUACCCUCCUGGGAAUCGGAUAGGUGUUUCCUUCAUUGAUGAUGGAAAUAAUGCGACAGAUCUCCUUAGAAAAAUGGCCACACAGAUGGUAGCCGCACAGCUUGCCUCAGUGGUGUGGAAUAACCCAAACCAGCAGCAAUUUCUGCAGCAAUUCGGAGGAAGUUCUGGAUCCCAGCUGCCUCAAAUCCAGACAGAUGUUAUACUUCCGUCAUGCAAGAAGAAAGCUGAUCCAGAAACUCCUGUGAAAGAAAGACUCUUUAUUGUGUUUAAUCCUCAUCCUUUACCUCUAGAUGUAUUAGAGGAUAUAUUCUGUCGUUUUGGUAACCUGAUCGAAGUCUACCUCGUGUCCGGAAAAAACGUGGGCUAUGCCAAGUUUGCAGACAGAGUGAGCGCCAACGACGCCAUCUCCACUUUGCAUGGGAAGAUUCUGAACGGGGUGAGACUUAAAGUGAUGCUGGCGGAUUCCCCGCGGGAGGAGUCUAACAAAAGGCAGAGAACGUACUGAUUCUCGGAGACAGUAACUCAAGAGCACGUGGAUCCUGGGAUUGGAAGGCACUGGCUAGUUGCUUUACAUACAUUUCAAAGCCUUCUGAGGUAAGUACUACUUUUUUUAUUUUGGUACUGCUAAAGAACAAACCCAGGGUAUCACAUACUAGCAAGUCCUGUAAAGUUAGAAUGCAUCUAGCCUAGAAAUAAUGUUUUGUAAACAAGCAGAUAGAGAUGAAGUAACAUUUCCCCCAGGGUCACAGUCACCAAAUAUUGAACAGUACUAAAUAUCAGUGGCUAAAAGGAAGAUUGCAGAAACACCCCAUGUGGCAGAGUGGUUUGGUAGUUUUGGGGGAAGGUAUUAUUUUUGUUCUUGGCAACUAGGGCACUUCACUUGAGUGCUGCACAGCAAUCAGAGAAGUGAACUAAGGUUUCAGUAUUGAGUAAAAGAAAAAUAAGUACCCUGGUGGGACUCCCCACCCACCUCAAGUGCAACCAGCUGACCACUAAAGCCUCCCUGAGAGUGCUGCAGGGUGAAGAAGCCACUUCAUGUCUGGUACCACAAGGCUUCCAGAUUUGUCCUUGCGAGAAGUCAGCCAAGCUUGUCAUCCAGAAGCUGCCUUUCCAGAGCUUGGUAGAGAGAUUGCCUGGAAUUUCAAACCGACUUGAGGUUUUAGAGUGCAGCCCCUGGGCCUUCAGGGGGCUAGUGAAGCAUACCUGGUGGUUACUUGAAGAUCCCAGUCUGUGCUGACCACACCAAGAAAGUCACCUUGAUGCCCAAAGACAUCCAGCUGAUCAAUGGAUACAGGGAGAGAACUUAACCAAAGGCAAUUUUUAUGGCAUUUUGAAUGUAGGGUAAAUUCUAUAAAAUGCUUUUGGUAUUCUUCCCAGUCAUAGAUGGCAAGGAACUCUCUAGAGCACCCGCUGUCCUCUCCACCACGGGGCAGCAAGCAUUGUAAUGACAAAAAGGCAAGAGAAAAACAUGCUAAAUUAAACCUUGUGUCAAAAGGAAGAAACAGUCAUGGCACUAAAAUAAUCUAAUUGAUGAUGGAUAGUUAUCUUUUUUUGUAAGAAAUUGUCUCUAAUAUGUUGCAUUUGUACUUGAGUCAUUCUGCCUUCCACUCAUUGGGUGGCUGUGAAGGUAACAGAAUUGAUAAAUGUAUACAGGGUCCUUUUUCAAUAAAACUGGUCAUAUCUUGA